Micromonas commoda is the source of this 2061-nucleotide messenger RNA. RefSeq names its product asparaginase (gene ANSA). The coding region runs from base 109 to 1548 and encodes 479 amino acids. The record is from RefSeq and is a predicted model, not a curated record. Gene Ontology annotation, molecular function: asparaginase activity. The transcript has a single exon. NCBI's taxonomy places the organism in Eukaryota, Viridiplantae, Chlorophyta, Mamiellophyceae, Mamiellales, Mamiellaceae.
UGCGAAAAUUAUCGGGGAAACGAUUCGAGUGCACGACGGCCGCGUCAGUGCCGACAGUCGAGUCUCUUUCGGCAGUGAUGGUCUAAACUUUACUGAUCUCUACCCAGCAUGGCGCCAGCUGCCACAGCGUUGGUCAGUUGUAACAAGCUUUUCGUUUGGCAAUUUGGUAUGAAGAAAUCCGGCGUACCGCUACGUCCACCUAUGCAUACGGCGCCAGCCAUGCCUUGCGCGUCCAAGAGUCCUCACAGGACAUAUGCGGCUGGAGAAGAUCCACAGAAGGAGGAUGCAGUUGAUGGCCCGCUUGCAAAGUCUAUGAGGUUCAAGGGAACAGCAAAACUCGUCCCGUCGGAUUGCACGCCCGCACCUGAACAGAGCGGACCCAGCUCGGAAGGAGGCGUCCUUCCCGUUGCAUGCGAGGCCAGCAGCGGUGUUGUUACCCAGACAAGACCACUACCUAGCGUCCUGAUCAUACACACCGGCGGCACACUGGGCAUGCAGACCACAGCUUUUGACGCAUCGGAACAACUCCAGUCACGUUUUCAAGGUGUCGUCGUGUUCAAAUCAGGCACAGGUGGGGACUACACCAAGGCGCUUCAGCCAGGAAAGCUGCUUCUAAACUUGGUAACUGCGGUGCCUGAGUUAAAAACUUUUGCUAACCUGCAGUUGAAAGUGCUGAUGAACAAGGAUUCGUGCCAGAUUGGCCCGAAGGAGUGGAUUCAGGUGGCGCAUGAGCUUCACAAACGGCGAGAUGAGUUCGAUGCAUUCGUGAUCGUUCAUGGUACUGACACCAUGGCCUACACAGCAUCUGCUCUUUCGCUCAUGCUGUCAGGAUUCGCUAAGCCAAUCGUCAUAACUGGAUCACAGCUGCCACUGUGCAUGCCCAGAUCGGAUGCCAGGCAGAAUUUGAUAGACGCGGUCACCUGCGCCACUGCAGGGUUCUCUCCACCUCACAUUCAGCUGGAGGAAGUUGCUUUAUGUUUUGGAGGCGUUCUGCUUCGAGGCAACCGCGCGAGGAAGAAAUCUGCGACAAUUUACAGUGCAUUCGACUCGCCAACUUAUCCGCCACUAGCGCGACUAGGCGUUGGGCUGGAGUGGAAGCGUGACGCAUUGUUGCAGUUUGAAGGAACCGGCGACAGGGCACACCGAAGGGUUGCGUACACGCCUCGGCUGAAGCUAGAACCAAGCGUUAUCCGGCUGCCCAUUGUGCCUGGCUGUGAUCCCAAAAAGGCGUAUGGGGACUUGUAUGCGAGAGGGGUACGUGGAAUAGUGCUGGAGGCUUUCGGUGUUGGAAAUAUGCCAUGGACAAAAGCUACUGGAUGGAUCCCUUGGCUCCGAUCACAGCGAAAGCAAGGAAUGGUGAUUUAUCUGACGUCGCAGUGCGAGAGUGGGGGACUGCACCCAGAGUUGUAUCGCACAGGUUCACUCGCAUUGGAACUCGGUGCAGAAAGUGGGCCAAUGAUGACUCCUGAAUGUGCAGUGGUUAAGUUGAUGCUUUGCCUGGCACACCCUGACCUCCCGCUUGCGCUGCCAAUUGCCGGUGAACUGUAAAGACAAGAUGUAUUAUUGGGAUUAAUGCGGACCUGCCGGCGAUGACAAUUUCCAGCCCGCACUAAGGUUAACACCUCGAAGUCAUGAGUGUUGGUGACUGAGCUUGUACUCGUAUCCUCGCAUAACCCCACUAUGUUCGUGAUUUACUCUACGGAACCGCUUCGUUGCUCGAUAACACAGAGCUGAAAUUUGACCAAAAUAUACCUUCGUAUAUAUAUGAUGGAUACGGACGGACAUGUUGCUUGGAUAUAUCACUAUCUACAUAUAUCCAAAAUGUAACAAUUACCUGGUAUCGUUUGUUUUCAAGGUUGAAGGUCUAUUCGUCCCAUACAUUGUUGUCAUUUUUGACACCAUUAAAUCAAGAACGAUGGUCUAUCGCUAUAUAGUUGAUGACAUUUUUGAAUUUUUAGCUCGAGAACCUUGAUUCAGCGUCCCAUAUAGUUGUCACACCAUGUUUACUCAUAUAAACGGGUAUUUAAAUAGGGUUUGAUAUUUACAUUUACAUAUUUAUAA